CGGGGAAGCUCAACUCCAAAAGGGGGCCUGUCACGAUGGCCGGCGAUGAUUUGCCUAAUGCCCGUGGCUUGCUUGUCUGUCGCCGACGGAAGGGCUUUGCGUCAACGGUCCGAAGACACAAGGACAACCCCGGCCCCCCUACACGGAGAUCAAAACGAGCCAACGAACGAAAUGACUUUGAACUGACUAAGUGA
Molecule: messenger RNA, 194 nt
Organism: Trichoderma atroviride IMI 206040
Lineage: Eukaryota; Fungi; Ascomycota; Sordariomycetes; Hypocreales; Hypocreaceae
Source: RefSeq, a predicted model, not a curated record